This is a messenger RNA of Anisakis simplex (herring worm), 1086 nucleotides long. The record is from the annotation of a GenBank genome assembly. NCBI's taxonomy places the organism in Eukaryota, Metazoa, Nematoda, Chromadorea, Rhabditida, Anisakidae.
AUGGUGGCCAGUCGUCGUAAUGGCAUCCUUCACUUCACCAUCCUACUCUUGAUGUUCGUUGCUGUUCUUGCGGUGGUAGUCGAUAGUAAUGCUGCAGAGGAUAAAAAAAAUCCACCAAAAAAAUCACAAGACGAUGACGAAAAGAAAUCGGAGGUCAAUGACAAGAACGAUAAUUUAUCACAUGGUUUUGGUGAAGAUAUUGACUGGGUGAAAUGGACAGAGGCGAAAGAAACGGCAAAACGGGAAAAUAAACCAAUUUUUUUACUGAUUCAUAAAAGUUGGUGCGGAGCAUGUCAGGCACUGAAAAGCGCUUUUAAAAUGUCAACGAAACGCGAUGAGUUUUUAAAACUUACAAAACAUUUCAUUAUGGUGAACACUGAAGACGACGAAGAACCUCAAGAAGAGCUUUAUGCACCUGAUGGCCAAUAUAUACCACGAAUAUUCUUCUUAGGUUUUCAUUCAUUCAUCCAUUUCAAUAUUCCAUUACUUCAUUUUUUAUUUUCAGACGAAAAUGCAGUACCGUACAAGCAUAUCAACAAUAAGGCAGCAUAUCCUCGCAAUUCACACUAUUUUCCACAAUUGCCAAACAUUAUUAAAGCCAUGCAAAAGGCCAUUGUUGCAUUUGCCGAUUCGUCAACAACUAAUCGACAAUCCGAUGAAGGACAACAACGACAAGAUGGUACUAAGAGCAGCAGCACCUCAAAGAAGGAUGCUGAAGAAAAUUCGAUCAGCGAUGAUGAAUUUCACGGCUGUCCACAUGCAGCAAAAGCUAGAGCUAUGAAGAAGGCACAAGAAGAGGAGGCAGCUCGUCGUCGAAAUGCAGAAGAUAAGGGUCGCACAGAGACAGAUGAUCAUAGGAAUGUGCAAGAUUCAGAUGAAGACGAGGAAAAUGAAGAUGAAGAAUCGAGCGAUGAUGAGGAGGAGGGAAGCAAAGGAAAGGAAGAAGUAACCGAAAAGGAUGAACAUGAGGAAGAGGAACACGAGGACGAAGAGCAAGAAGAAGAAGAUGAUGAAGGAGAAGGAAGCUUGCAGGAAGGAGAUGAUGCUGAUAAAGAGGAGCAAAAAACGAGAAAAACAGAACUUUGA